CUGUAAUACUUCGGGUAAUACACGUAAUUUUGUGUAAAGAUAAAUCAGUGAAUAAAAGCUGCAAUACAACAAACACAAAUUUUGAUUCCGUUGAGGGUGUGGUCCAGACCGUAUUGGCAUAUUAGUAGGUGCUUGGUAUAAAAAGGAUACGAGAAACUGUACAGUCAGUAAAUUCUCAGAACAAGUAGCUAAUCUCAUAUAGACACUGGUACUGUCACAACAGACAGUCAGAAUUUCCCGUGAUUUUGGAUUAUCUUUGAAGUUUGCUGCUACAUGUACGUCCCAUCAUGAAAGUAGCCACUACGAGACGCGAUAAAAUAGUGUGGUAACUAUAAAAUACACACUUUAAGAUAUAGGACCACUAACAGGCCACUGUUCAGAGUUCAGCUCGUGAAUACGUCGUUCGUUGUUGGACAUUUCAAAGAGUGUGACGACCGUCUGGAUCCUCCAGCACCUCAGUUGAGCAGCAGCCAGCGCUUCCAGCCUCCAGAGGUUGUCCAGCAGUUGUGACCGCGAUGCCUCUACCCAGUGGCAUGGCGCUGGCCUCGGCCGUGACUUUUGCGGCCAACUUCCUCAUCUACAAUGCCAUCGACUACACUCCGGUGGAGAAGGGCUACGUCACGGUGCAGACGGAGUCCGGGACCCUGCGCGGAGCCGUGCGGGACACCAUGGCGGGCACCCGCUACUACAGCUUCCGGGGAAUCCCCUACGCCGAGCCGCCGCUGGGGGACCUCCGAUUCCAGGCGCCAGUGCCCAAGUCCCCGUGGAAGGGCGUCCGGAAGGCGCUGUUCUUCGGCAGCAUGUGCCCCCAGCGCAAGGGCUCCAUCCCCUUGGGCCACGAGGACUGCCUCUACCUCAACGUCUUCACGCCGCAGCUGCCAACGGUGGAUCCGUCGCCGCAGCUACCUGUGAUGGUGUUCCUCCAUGGCGGAUGCUUCAGCGUGGGCGGCUCCAACUUCUAUGGCCCUCCCAACUUCGUGGAGAACGGCGUCAUCCUCGUCACCAUCAACUACCGCCUCGGCAUUCUCGGGUUCCUGAGCACGGGUGACGAGGUAGUGCCCGGCAACGCGGGUCUCAAGGACAUGGUGGCGGCCCUGCGCUGGGUGCGCCACAACAUCGCAGCUUUCGGCGGAGACCCAGAAAAUGUGACCGUAUUCGGCCAGAGCGCGGGGGCCAUUGCUGCCAACAUGCUUAUGUAUUCGCCACUAGCCGCUGGGCUAUUCCGGCGCGUGAUCGCGCAGAGCGGCGCCGCGUCCAUCGCCACGGGCAGCGCUCGCAACAUGGCGGACCGCAGCCGGCGGCUGGCGGAGGCGCUGGGCUACCGCGAGCAGGGAGGCGGCUCGCGGGAGAUGCUGCGCUUCCUGCGGGCGCUCAGCGCCAAGGCGCUCACCAGCAACGAGACCGCCGCGCUCUCGACAGAGGACGCAGGACGCGUCUUCACGUGCGCCUUCACACCAGCCAUAGAGCCCGACGUGGAGGGCGCCUUCCUCACCGACUCUCCCGCCGUCCUGCAGGAGCGCGGCAACUUCUCGCAGGUGCCGCUCCUAAUCGGCUCCACCAGUGUUGAGUGCCUCUUCAUCACACGCGUGAUGUCGCUGCCGUGGACGCUGCUGGGGGCGACGAGCGGCCAGCUGUCGACCGGCCGCGCCCUGGCGGACCUGAGCGCGCACUUCGCGGACCGCGUGGGGCCCGACAUCCCGCUGGACACCCCCGAGCAGCGCGCAGCCGCCGCCAGGGAAGUGCGGCGCUUCUACUACGGCUCCACCAGCCGGGACAUCACGGCCGCCGACUCUGUCGUCACGGCCAACAUGUUUUCAGACCUGCUGUUCAAUUCUGGAAUAGAUAAAACUGUGAGGAUGGUGUCCCAGAAGUCUGCAGAACCUGUGUUCUACUACCAAUUCUCCUUCAGCAACAUUCUCAACACAGUGAGGGGGUUUUCAGGAGCUUCACAUGCAGAUGAUCUACCAUACCUAUUCUUCUCUUGGGCUCUGCCACAUGGAUCUAAUGGGGCAGUAACUGGAGCAAGACUUGUAAAGAUGUGGACCAACUUUGCAAAGACUGGGCAUCCAACACCAGUACAUGAUCCCUUGUUACCCGUGAACUGGACCAGCUAUACAUUGGAACUGCCAAUUUACUUGGAUAUUGGAUCAGAAAUGCAACUAAAAACUGGGCUCAAGGAAAAAGCUAUGGACUUCUGGCACAAUCUAGUACCAUGACAUGAAGUGUACUUUGAAGCCAUAAAUGAUAGUGUCAAUCACAAUGAAAUACAAACACCAAAUGGUUUCUCACUGCAGGCAUUAUUUCUCUGGACUAUAUAUCAAAGUUAACUUGUUUUAUUAAUUUGUGUCACAAAUCUGACUGUCAGUAUGAAACAAUUAGACAAAAUGAAAGAAUAACACAAAUCAGAAAAUACAAAGCUACAAACUUUCCACGGCUAUCUCUUCUCCCUGUACGCUGGCAUGCAGUUUACAAUGUGAUGAUCAGAAAGAUGUGAAAAACAACUAAUGACAAGAUAUGUAGCACAGUUGUGUGUUUUCAUUCUUAGAUGCAGUAUUUUUCUACAGAGAUAAUUAGUGAAUAAGAAAACUUAUUCCAUGGAAGAUUAUAAAUUCAAACCACAAACUUGUCUGCUGAAGAUACAUUGCUUGAUAAGUCAACAUUCAGUAAGCAGCUCAAAUACAGUGGCUGGUAAUUUGAGAGAGAGCAGAAAAGGAGCCACGAUUUUCUUUUAACAGAAAUGAUCAAUUUUAAUCAAAAAUUUAUUUAAUGAACAUAUUCUGUUAUAAAUUACAGAGCAUUAAUUUUUACUGAUUCACACAUAUGGAAACACUUAUUGGUGAUUUCAUGUGUGAGAAUCCCUUCUGAUAAGACUGAUGUUUUUUCAUGAUGUUUGAAGUAUUACUUCAUAAAAAAGUUUGCAUUUCACCUUCAUAUAUUUUUAAAUUGUGAUUCUGUACAGCUGUAAUUUAAAUUUGCUUUGUAAGAUGAGCUGUAGCCAGAAAUAAUACAAACACAAAGUUAGCAUUUCAUUUCUAGCAGAGCACCGAGAGGACUGUAAGAACUAUACUUUUCACUCUCUCAAGAUAUUCUAGAAUCCUGGUUGUAUGUGGACAGCCAGUUCAUUUUCUCUUCAUGGCUGACUGAGUGGUGCAAAGUGAUUCCACUCAUUGCAGUGUACAGGGUGCCCAUAAUUAAAGUUCCAGUUUCAAAACACUGUAAAAAGUCUACCACUGCUCAGAAUGACAUCAAAUUUGAACAGCAUAUUAUUGACAGAGAGGGAAAUGUCAUGGAACAAAAACAAAAUUUAACAAAAAUGAGGUUGGCUAUAAAUGACAGAUGAAUCAUAAUAUGACAGCUCUGGUUUGAGUUGCACAUUACUCCAUCAACAUUGUUCAGUGUUCAGCACAACUCCAGCAGUCAACAGUUGUGACACUGUUAGGCAAGCCCAAUCACCAUGGUGAGGUCAUACCACAGAUGAUGGUAAAAAAGCAGUUCUUAACUGUCCCAAGGCCAAAAAUCGCAUAAAAAGCAAAAUGACAUUGGUUUUUAAUUGUCAUGAGACAGACACAAGACAUGUUCAAUAUACUGUCUAUCAUUUUCUACCACAAGUUGAAAUUGUGAAACAGCACGUCGCACAACAGAUCAGAGUGUCUUGGGGAUCACAUUCAGAAUGUGUUGUGCAAUGCAUAGCUUACAUUCAGCUACAGUCAUAACUGGAGCACUGAACACAAUUUCUUUAUUAAGAUCAGGUUACCUGGACAACCAGGCUGUAGGGAAAUGAGGGCUUAUAAUUCUACCAUUUCCGAAGCGCCUUUGCAGCGGCCACUUUAUUUGCUGUGCAAUGUGUGGAGGAGUGCAAUCUUGCAUACAAAUGCUCCUACCCACACAUCCGCACUAUUGAGGGGUUGAAAUGAAAUAGGUACACAAAAUUACUCUCAUAGCAUUUACCCACAGGACUCAUCUCCUCAAAAAAAUAUGGUCCUACGAUAGAUAAAUGAUGCCAUCAACCCACACUAAACCGUCACCUUUGCAGGAUGAAGUGGUACCGGUUGAAGUGCAUGUGGUUUUCCCAUUGCCCAUAUUAUGCAAUUCUGCAUACUGACAUGUCCUUGGAGUUGGAAGUGGACUUUGUCUGACCACACAAUGUCAGAGUGUUCCAUGGCCAUUCAUUGUCAACUUCCCUGUGAGCAAGAAAUUCCACAGUGAACUUCUGUCUCACUGGGUCAGCUAGAAGCAACUCCUGAACAUGGGUGAUUUUUUAUGGAUAGCCAUGCAGAAUGUUUUGUAGGAUUUUGUGCAGCUUGCUCGCAAGCAUAUCCAGUGUUCGGCAAUUCCCCCUGCAUGUUAGCACACCACUGCUCUCUCCGCGCCCCCCCCCCCCCCCCCUCCAGCAAUGCUGUGGCCACAUCUUAAAGAGAUGUUGGAUCACUUAGCAGACAUCAGAUCAAUGUCUUUUCAUACCCUGGAGUAUCUGGAACUGCUGCAGGGCUACUGGCACACAAUCACUGUUCUUAUAAAAGAGCUUUACCAGUAGCAUGCGACUCUUCAUGGAACCAUCAUGUUGGGUGUCAUGGACAUAAACUGAGGAACAGUUGUGUGCCAAUUGUCUGCUGGUGUGCAUAUUCUGACACCUACAGUGCUAUCUGUUGGUGAUGGAACUUUAAUUAUGGAAACCCUAUAAUAUUACAGUCUUAGAACAUUUGAUUACACACAACACUGUUGACAGGAUAAACUUCGGGGGAACAACAAGGAGUUAAUGGAAGGGGUAAAAAUAACAACUCACCACAUAACUGAGUCAUCGAGUGCUUGGUAGGCGAGUAAACAGGACUGAAAACAUAGCCGAGCUUUUGGAUGAAUCCUCCUUCAAAGCUAACAAAAUACUCUUGCACCCUAGAAUGGCUCCUAGAUGACAUUUUAAAAAAUCUUGUUAAUUUUUCUUGAGCUUCCACCUAGUUUGGUUCCGUUUCAUGUAAAAUGAGCUGUGUGAAAAUUAGGCUGAACAGAAUAAGGGGGAAUGGUGGCCCUGGGGCAUCAGAAAUUUAAAAAAGUCAGAAAAAAGAAAACAAUAUACUUUGGAAAAUAUUAUUUCUGCAUGACAAAUUCAUUCAUUACCUAAUGUAGGAAGAUAUUAACUUUAUCUUCCUGGACUUAAUGGAGUCUUAUUUCACACUGAUCAGGUGACAUGAUGGGUCAGUGACCCCAGGUUAGGUAGAGUGAGGGCAGCCAAGCCCAGCUGUUCCUUUUUACACCCAGUCAUCUUUCACUUUUGAGGGAAGGUAGCAGUUGUGGCAUGCACAAUCUUUUUAUCUUCAGUUCAUUUACAGUAGAUAAUAGAUUUAAUUCAGGAUUUGUCUACAAGAAAUUCAAGGUUUCCUUUUAUAAUCAGUGAAUGCAUAAAUUAAUUGUAAAUCAAAGUGCUACUGCAUAUCAAAUUUAAAAGCUUUGUAUCAAUAAUGGAGGUAACUACAAAUUAUGCUGGAAGAUCAUACAAGUGAAAAGAAACAGAUUCUUUUUCAAGAACUUGGGCAUAUAGUAUAUAAUGCUUCAGAGUUCAUUACUACUGAUAAAGGUAGCCUAAUUAUGAUCAAUCAACAGUUGAAAGGAGUGCCAAUGUUGCUGCAAGGAAUCAGGUGUGAGUUAUUUGAGAAAGAGAACUUCAAAUCAACCCAUGAAGAGGCUAGAAGAAAGUAAAUACAUACAAGAUUUAACAAUUUAGUGUUCAGUGAGUUACAUAUUUAUGUAUUUAAUAUAUAAGCUUAACACAUAACUGUGUUUGAAAAUACAAUAAAAUAAAUUCAACUGCCUA
Schistocerca nitens (vagrant locust) is the source of this 5806-nucleotide messenger RNA. Its product is annotated as esterase FE4-like. The transcript is spliced from 11 exons. NCBI's taxonomy places the organism in Eukaryota, Metazoa, Arthropoda, Insecta, Orthoptera, Acrididae. Bases 516 to 2216 code for a protein of 566 amino acids. The record is from RefSeq and is a predicted model, not a curated record.